Molecule: messenger RNA, 981 nt
Organism: Cladocopium goreaui
Lineage: Eukaryota; Dinophyceae; Suessiales; Symbiodiniaceae
Source: the annotation of a GenBank genome assembly
AUGGCGAUGCCAGUGGCGAUGCCAGCGCCCAUCGUGAAGGCCGUGGUCAAGCCCGUGGCGAAGCCAUCGCAAUGGGUCUAUGCGGCCCCGCUCCAAAGCACCCCAGGACACCAAAAGCCGAACGCGGGCCUCCCAAAACUGGUCUCCAUGAAGGUUACAACCCCGCAGCGGAAGGAGCUGCCUCAAAUCGAUGGCCAGGUUCCAAGAGAUGCAGGUGUGGAGGGCAUGCACCCGGUGGAUUUUAAGACAUUUUGGGAGCAGAAUCAGCAAAAUAUGGUUGUGGUCGACCUGCGCGGUGAAGACCGGGCAAGUGGCCACAUCGCAGGGACAGUUCAUGUCCGGGCCAUGGAUCUCCUCAAGGAGAUCCAGAAAUUUGCGGAGAUGUUUCGGGACCAGCCGAUCGUUGCAUUUUUUUGCAAAUACUCGGCGCAUAGGGCUCCGACAGCCCAUGACCUCCGCGUACAGCAGAUGGAGACGACGCUGUCCAAGAAAGCAUGUGAUGAGCUGGCCCUGAAGGUUGGAAAGGACGUUUCGAAAAAUCAUCAAAGCAUGAUCGUGAUCGAUUUGCGCGGGAAAGAUCGGGCAAGCGGGGCAAUUCCAGGAACGGCAAUUAUCCCGGCCAUGGAUCUCCUCAAGGAGAUCGGGAAGUACGUGAAGGAUUUUGGCCCAAAAUCCUUCACGUACUUCCCGAUCUCCCUCAGAUUGUGGCACUUUUCUGCCAGUAUUCAGCUCACCGAGCUCCCACCGUGGCUGGAUGUAUCUCCCUUCGAAAGCAACACUUUCAGCAGCGUGAAGGUGGCUUCAGGGGAUGAGAGGCCCAUCUGAUAGGCCAAUCAGUUGACCAUCGACACGUUCUGGCCAAUCUUCAGCAGGCACAGUUCGAAUCCCUGCCGCCAUCAGCAUUCAGAUGUCAGUAUCCGGUAUCACCCCUUGGUCGAGGCCAACAUUGCUUCGCCGGGAAAACGCUGAAGCGCACUGAAC